AUGAAGGAGAUUGCCUCUGGAAAGAAGGCGGACAAGAAGCUUUGGGAGCGGAAGCGAAUGCGCGCUGAAGAUUUCUUUCACCUCGACACUUACGAAUCGGAGCCGAAACCGCGAAAUACGCGAUUUGCGCUUCAGCAGGAAAAGAAGGAGGUUAUAAAGACACUCCAAGAACAUGUUGCGGCGCGAACUUCUGCCAGCGACAUCGACAUCGGCCCCCUCCCACGAGCGCCGCCCGGUACGGGCAAUAGUACCGAUAGGUCACUCCGAAUGCGAUUGGCCAUGAAAGAGGAACGUCUGGUCAGGGAGAAGAAGAAGGAAAAGUCUUAA
Molecule: messenger RNA, 327 nt
Organism: Alternaria incomplexa
Lineage: Eukaryota; Fungi; Ascomycota; Dothideomycetes; Pleosporales; Pleosporaceae
Exons: 2
Coding region: 1-327 (108 amino acids)
Source: RefSeq, a predicted model, not a curated record